Messenger RNA from Bicyclus anynana (squinting bush brown), 2033 nucleotides. RefSeq lists its product as uncharacterized. Bases 374 to 1426 code for a protein of 350 amino acids. The transcript has 6 exons. The record is from RefSeq and is a predicted model, not a curated record. Gene Ontology annotation, biological process: biological process involved in interspecies interaction between organisms. NCBI's taxonomy places the organism in Eukaryota, Metazoa, Arthropoda, Insecta, Lepidoptera, Nymphalidae. Gene Ontology annotation, cellular component: external side of plasma membrane. Gene Ontology annotation, molecular function: carbohydrate binding.
UCUUAUAAAGGCUAGAAAAGUGGUUAACACGGGAGGCGCGCGGGCGCCUAGCGUCCGCUCGCCUCAGCGCCGGACGUCCGCGCUGCUCCGGACCGCCUGUGGGACGAACUCGUACCAUGUCACAUCACCAUUACUGGCUAGCAACGUAAUUUUAUCCACACACACGACCCGAAAGAGCAAUGUACGUGGUGUAUCAAGCAGCGACCGUGGAAGUGUUGCUAGCAUUGUUUGUGUAGACGUGAGCGCGGGACGCAUCGCUGUUAUAAGGGGGGUUCAGGAGAGCGCGCGCUCAGUGUGCCCGAGUGUCCCGUAUUGCGUGAGCGCACUCCGGCUAGUGAUCCCGCAAGGUGCCGACACCCCGCAACUGUACAACAUGCUCCUCCUCGCAAGUUUCCUCCUGCUCUCAGCAACCACCCUUGGGCCCGUUGCAGCCCAAAGGAUAACGACCAUCCAACUGGACGGGGUGCAGUAUUUCAUAUCCAGAAUGAACCCCUACAGUCCAGAGCUCAACUAUUUCCUCGCUUAUCAAUAUUGCAGGUCAUUGGGAUUGCAGCUAGCGUCGUUUGAAACGAAGGAAAAGGCCGACUCAAUAACAACAUAUUUAACAAAUGCAGGAUACAAUAAAUACGAUUUCUGGACGUCGGGCAACAACCUCGGCACAGACAUGUACCUGUGGAUGAGCACGGGCCUGCCCUUCAACGCCACCUUCAACUACAUGCGGCGAGUGACCAUGGACGCGCCGAGCCAGCACGCGGACGACAGCAUGGACCCCCUUGACGUGCCGCAGGGCAGCACAGCACCGCAACGCACCGCAAGGCAUGGUCUGUUUUCCAGAACUGAACACGUCAUGACCAACGGCUGCGUGUCGCUCAAGGCGCCAUCUUUCCACUGGGAGCCACAACACUGCGGCGAGAUCAAAGACUUCAUCUGCGAGCAGACCCGCUGCUACUACUAUAACUACGGCUCCAUCCCCGUCUCCUCGGCGCAGGGGAAGCCGUUGUCGAUGACGACCACGACGACAGCGCACCCGCUCACGUCGUCGUCGCCGCCGCCGCCGCGCUCCGAGCACCUCCCCACGCACUUCACUCUCAACGACCUCAUCGGCAAGCUUCGCCCCUCCUCCCUCGAUGGCCUCCAGUCCCCGCACUUGAAAGCCGGCGCACUCCUCAAGUCGCCUCCCCAGAUAGACUCGCACUACUCGCGAGCGGCCGAUGCGCAUUCCAAGGAGCCCGAACAGGGACCGAAGGAGGAGCCGACUCAAGGGCCGUAUGAGGCCGACGAAGGUAUGGUGGGCGACGACCCCGCGGCCUACCUCACGAACGAAGCUCGCGAAGGCCACGCCGUCGAAGACGUCUCGACCGCUGAGCCGGAUGCCACUGAACAUUCCGUCCACGCCAGCGGCAUGCUGGCUCCCCCCGCCUACUAGCAUGCGACUCGACGGUCGCCGUCAUACUAUUGAGAUGUGACGUAGGUUUACGUACUACCAAAAGUAUUAUUCAAUAUUUCAAAGCGUUUUGUAUGUAAAGCAAUAUUAUUACUUAAGUGCUUGCUUAUGAGGGUGAUAUCGCUUCGUCAUUUAUUAUUACGAAAUGUAAAUGAGAUUUAUGUAUUGUAGUACUUUUAAUUAAUAAUUAUUGAUAUGCUCGAUGACGAGCGGUGGGAUAUAAGGGUUCUUUGGGACAGUAAUCUGUAUACGAAGGCGCUGGCGACUCGGUCUAUAGGUACGACUUGCCUCCGCUUUCUAAUCGAUCAAUAACGAAUAAUCUACGAAACAUAGGUACCUAAAAUUUCAUAGACACGAACUUGAGAAGGUUUGUCCGAUCUCCGAUUAACAUUUUGUAACCUUAAAAAUACAUUAAUUUAAUUUAAGAAAAUUGCUUUGCUAAUAUCGAUUGUCUGGACAUAUCAUUCGGUGUAGUAGUUAAGAUAGUGUUUAUAUUACGUGACGUACCUAGUUAAGUAUUAUAAGUUGGAACUCAAGAAUUUAAAUAAUAGUGAUGUAGUGAGUUAAUAAACGUAAUAUAAAAUCACCA